AUGAAUGUGAAUUUGAGACUAUUGUACGGCUUUAUCAUAAUAAAGUCUGCGAUUCUUAUAUCUACUGAGAACCCUCAAAACCCAAGACGGGGUCUAAAUAAACCUAGAGCUGUAAAAACCGGUAUUAAAAGGACAAACAGACAUGGAUCUGGUAUAAACAAUGCUCCAAUCGGAAAUAAACGAUCCAAUAAUGGAGGUUUAAAUCAUAUGUCUGCAGAAAAUGAUAAGUAUGCUACGGCUAGAACUAGGCAAAUGAGAAUUAAACCAUCAAAAGAAAUGAAUAGAUCGUCAAAUAGAAAUAUAAACCAUGAUAUCAGUUCAAUUAAAGGGAGUAGUGUUAAAAAUACAGUUAGAUAUAAUGUAUCUGAUAGAUACAGAAAUAGGAUGACAAAGAAUAAUGCAGCGCCAAUGGGAAAAAAGAACAGGUAUUCAGUCGGUAGGAUUUAUGGCAUUAAUUUUGAUGAUGAUGAUGAUAAUAAUAAUAAUAAUAAGAAAAUAAGAUCUAUUCAUGCCCAUAACCAGAUGAAUAAGAAGCGAAAAAAACGAUUCGCAUCAGAAAAUCCUGAAAGUUCUGGAAGCUUACAAAAUAGAAUGAAAGAUCUAGCAAAAAAGGGUGGAGUUAAAUUAGGGAAAAUGGCAUUAAGUAAAGGAUUAGGUUAUGCUGAAAAAAUGUUAGCUAAUGAGACUCCAGAAAAUGAUUCCAAAGAUGAUAAUGAUGAUGAAGAAGAUUACGAAAGCCUAUUUAAAAAUGAAGGAGACAAGAAAGAUACAAAGGAACAAAAAUCAACUUCAAAAUCUAAUGGUAGGGAUAAAAUGGAAGAGUAUGAUGAAGAUUUUGCAGACUCCUAUACGAGUGAAGAUAUUCUAAAUGGUGAAGAUUCAGAAUCAGAAAAGGAUCAAGAAGAGUCUGAAGACGACGAAAAAAGUGACGAAUCUGAGGAAGAGGAAGAGGAAGAGGAUGAUGAUGAAGAAGAAGAAGAAUGGGAAGAGGCUGAAGAGGACAACUUUGAGGCACCUGAUGAACCAGAUGAAUUUCAGGACGAUGGUAUCGUUGGAAAUCAAUACAAAACACCAUCUGGAUUAGAAUACCUUGGUGCCGGCUAUGACCUGAUUAAAGGCAAUCCACUAGGAGACAAAUUAACCCUCUUAGACCCAGGAUAUAGAUCAAACAUAAUCCAGAUGCAUUGGAGUAAAAGGUUUGAAGGUGUUUCUAACAGCUUAAAAUUUCUGCAACCACUUGGUGGAUGGAUCCGGCCAUAUCCUUCUUGCCACAAAGUUGAAAUGGUAACUGAAAUAAGGUCAUCUGACUCACUUCUCAAGGCUCUAUCAGCUGAUGCGAAUGUAUCCCUAGUUCUCCCUGGUGAUUCAUUAAAGUUUUCGGCCUCAGCUAAAUUCAAACAGUUGGAUAAUGUGUCAAAAUCAGAAGAUAGGAAGAUUUACAUGAACAGAUCAUAUUGUUUCAAAUAUGUAGCCGGAAUUUCAACUUCAUUGCACUGGGAUUUUACUCUUGGCUUCAAAUCGGUAAUAUCCGGUCUAACUCCUCAUUUCAAGGGUUUGGAUGAGAAUUCUGGUUGCAAACCAUCUGUAUAUCUAGAGGACUCAACGAGUGAUAUAUGCAAAAGCAGCGGGGUCACAGGUUGGAUGGAGUUAUUCGAAAUAUUUGGAACCCACGUUGCCACAAAAAUAUAUUUAGGUGGUAAGAUUUUUAGCACAUUGGAAGUAAAGAAAAAUCAAGAAGAAAUGUUUAAGAACAGUGGUAUGGAUAUAAAAGCAAUAUUAUCUUCUCAACUAAAAGACUCUGGAAUUAAUUCUACCGUAAGAGUAUCGGUUUUAAAAUCCGAUAAUAAUGAAGAAAUCACUCUUGACACAAAGAAAACAACAUUUGUUAUUGGAGGUGAUGUUUAUAACUAUGGUAAAUACAUGAGUUUUGAUAAGUGGGCAGAAACUGUGUCUGACCAUUCAAUGCCUAUUAAAGCGGAAUAUACGCCCAUAAUAAAUUUUUUGGACAAAUCACUAGAAAAGGCGUAUAAUAGUGCCUACAUCUAUUAUGGCAAAUUAAUCUUAAAUUCAGAUGAUUAA
This is a messenger RNA of Theileria equi strain WA, 2079 nucleotides long. RefSeq names its product MAC/Perforin domain containing protein. The transcript has 5 exons. The record is from RefSeq and is a predicted model, not a curated record. Lineage: Eukaryota; Apicomplexa; Aconoidasida; Piroplasmida; Theileriidae. The coding region runs from base 1 to 2079 and encodes 692 amino acids.